Messenger RNA from Closterium sp. Naga37s-1, 951 nucleotides. The record is from the annotation of a GenBank genome assembly. NCBI's taxonomy places the organism in Eukaryota, Viridiplantae, Streptophyta, Zygnematophyceae, Desmidiales, Closteriaceae.
AUGGGGUCGAUUCUCGAGGAGCACAACGUGCGGCUGCUGGGCUCGGGCGACGCGGCGGCGGAACUCGUGGUCCUAGGGCACGGGUUCGGAACAGACCAAUCCGUGUGGCAGCACAUCGUGCCGCACCUACUAGACGACGACUACCGCCUACUACUCUUAGACCUCAUGGGCGCGGGGUCCACCAACCCGGAUAACUUCUCUUUCGCGCGGUAUUCGUCGCUGCAUGGUUACGCGGACGAUCUGCUCGCGAUUCUGGAGGAGGUGGGCGCGCAGCAGUGCACGUACGUGGGGCAUAGCGUGUCCGGCAUGAUCGGGUGCAUUGCCGCCAUCGCGCGCCCCGAGGCGUUCAAGAAGAUCGUGCUCAUCGGCGCGUCGCCCAGGUGCGGGGGGAGGGGGAGAGGGGAGGGCGGAUUGGGGGGAAAGAGCGGCGGAGCGCUGGGGGAAGGAUGGAAGGGAGAUGGGGUGGUGGAAAAGGUGGCGAAGAAGGGGAGUAAGGCUGGGGAAAGAGAGUGGUACCUGAACGACGUGGACUACUUCGGGGGCUUCGAGCAGGAGGAUCUGAACCAGCUGUUCGCCGCCAUGCACUCCAACUUCCGUGCGUGGGUGUCGGGCUUUGCACCUCUGGCCGUGGGAGCGGACAUCAACAGUGCGGCGGUGCAGGAGUUCAGCCGCACCUUCUUCUGCAUCCGCCCUGACAUCGCGCUCUCCGUGUCUAAGACCAUCUUUCAGUCUGAUAUGCGCUCCAUCCUGCCGCAGGUGAAGGUGCCCUGUCACAUACUGCAGUCGAGCCAGGACCUGGCGGUGCCGGUGGCAGUGGCGGAGUACAUGCACGCGCACCUGGGCGGCAAGAGCGUCGUCGAGAUCUUCCCCACACACGGCCACCUGCCCCAGCUCUCCGCACCACACAUGGUCAUCCCCGUUCUCAGACGCCACCUGCACGGCCACCUGUAG